Molecule: messenger RNA, 4729 nt
Organism: Aedes aegypti (yellow fever mosquito)
Lineage: Eukaryota; Metazoa; Arthropoda; Insecta; Diptera; Culicidae
Gene: garnet
Product: AP-3 complex subunit delta
Exons: 9
Coding region: 547-3651 (1034 amino acids)
Biological process (GO): synaptic vesicle membrane organization; Golgi to vacuole transport; synaptic vesicle budding from endosome
Cellular component (GO): terminal bouton; presynaptic endosome; endosome membrane
Source: RefSeq, a predicted model, not a curated record
GCGACGCCAGUGCAGCAGCUUUGACACAUCAGCUCACUCAUCUUUCACAUAUCGAAUCGAACAGCCAAAAAACGCGAAGAAAAAAGUGCAUCGUCUGUGUCGUCCGCGAAAUAAAAUCGAAUCGUUCGCGUCUCGAGUGUCGGGAAGAAGUAAUUUCGCUGCAUUGCACCACCGAAAGUAGUUGGGGAAUGCGAUAUUGACCAAACGGAAACAGGAUGACGUGCUGAUCCGGAGAAAGGGGCAGGAUUGGCAGAGGGAAAAUAGUGUUUCAGGAGUGUGUUGUUAUCUUUGGGUAGAUGUGGCGAAAGUUAAGCUAGCUGCUGUUGGCUUAGCAUAGGGCUCCGCUGGCCCCUCUUUCUUCACUCUUGAGUCAAGAGUCUUGGUUUAGCGGAACGCGCGAAGGCGAAGAGAAGAAGAAGAAACUAGGGACCAACUUUGCGUACUAAUCAGGGCGCUUCUGCCGGAGGAUUUUUGGAUUUGUGGGGGGCGACAACUCCCACGCAGCUCGUCCCCAGCUGUUGUCCCGCGGAGAACCAUUCCACCAGGAUGGCCCUCAAGAAGGUCAAAGGCAACUUCGAGCGGAUGUUCGACAAGAAUCUGACCGAUUUGGUCCGGGGGAUCCGCAACAACAAGGACAAUGAGGCCAAAUACAUCGCCCAGUGCAUGGAAGAGAUCAAGCAGGAACUGCGCCAGGACAAUGUCAACGUGAAGGCCAAUGCCGUGGCCAAGCUGACCUAUCUGCAGAUGUGCGGGUACGACAUCUCCUGGGCCGGGUUCAACAUCAUCGAGGUGAUGAGCUCGAAUCGGUUCACGUGCAAGCGGAUCGGGUAUUUGGCGGCGAGCCAGUGCUUCCAUCCGGACAGCGAGCUGCUCAUGCUAACCACCAAUAUGGUGCGGAAGGACCUGAGCUCGACCAAUCAGUACGACGCCGGGGUGGCGCUUUCCGGGCUGAGUUGCUUUAUUUCGGCGGAUCUCUCGCGGGAUUUGGCGAAUGACAUCAUGACGCUGAUGAGUUCCACCCGGCCGUACCUGCGCAUGAAAGCCGUCCUCAUGAUGUACAAGGUGUUCCUCCGGUAUCCGGAAGCGUUGCGUCCCGCUUUCCCGAAGCUGAAGGAGAAACUGGAGGAUCCCGAUCCGGGGGUGCAAUCGGCCGCCGUGAACGUCAUCUGCGAACUGGCCCGCAAAAAUCCGAAAAAUUACCUCUCGCUCGCACCGAUUUUCUUCAAACUGAUGACCACCUCCACCAACAAUUGGAUGCUGAUCAAAAUCAUCAAACUGUUUGGUGCUUUAACUCCGCUAGAACCUCGAUUAGGCAAAAAGCUCAUUGAACCGUUGACCAAUUUGAUUCAUAGCACCUCUGCCAUGAGCCUACUGUACGAAUGCAUCAACACGGUGAUCGCCGUGUUGAUCAGCAUCAGCAGCGGUAUGCCCAAUCACAGCGCUUCCAUCCAGUUGUGCGUCCAGAAGCUGCGCAUCCUCAUCGAAGACUCCGACCAAAACUUGAAAUACCUUGGCCUGCUGGCGAUGUCCAAGAUCCUCAAGACGCACCCGAAGAGUGUUCAAACCCACAAGGAUCUGAUUCUGGCCUGUCUGGACGACAAGGACGAGUCCAUCCGGCUGAGGGCGCUGGACCUACUCUACGGUAUGGUGUCCAAGAAGAACCUGAUGGAGAUCGUGCGGCGUCUUUUAGGUCACAUGGAACGGGCCGAGGGUUCCGCCUAUCGGGAUGAACUGUUGUUCAAGGUCAUCGAGAUCUGCUCGCAGGGAUCGUACCAGUAUGUGACCAACUUCGAGUGGUAUCUAACGGUGAUGGUUGAGCUGAUUCAGCUGGAAUCGGGAUCCAAGCAUGGUAAGGUCAUCGCUACGCAGCUGUUGGACGUGGCGAUCCGUGUUCAAGCGGUGAGAGGUUUCGCCGUCAACGAAAUGUCCAAUCUGUUGUCCAGUUAUCCGGUGUCGGCCCAGAACAGUACCAUGCAUGAGGUGCUGUAUGCCGCGGCGUGGAUUGUCGGCGAGUUUGGAAGUCAUCUGGACAAUCCGGAACAGACCUUGAAUACGCUGCUACAGGCACGACAAGUGCCGGGUCAUAUCCAGGCCGUGUAUGUUCAGAAUGCGACCAAAUUGUUUGCCAAUCUGGUUCAUGAUUGCCUGGAGGAAGACAAUUUGGCGGACAUUCGGAAGUAUUGUGACCUUCUGUUGGAAGGACUCCCGGUUUAUCAGAGUUCCGGAGACAUUGAAGUGCAGGAGCGUGCCAGCUCGGCGUUCAUGAUGGUGCAGAUGUUGAAGGCUCGUCUUGGGGGAACCAGUACGGACAUAUUGACAGAUAUCGCAGCCACCGUGGACGAAGCGGAUGUAUUGGGUAAGCGGGCAAUACCUGCGGAUGUCGCCGAAAUGAUUCAAGAAAUCCGAGAACUGUUCGUUGGGGAUCUGAAUCCGGUGGCACCGAAGGCGCAACGCAAGGUUCAACUGCCGGAUGGGUUGGAUCUGGACGAGUGGAUCAACGAACCACCGGAGACGAACAGCGAAUCCAGUGACGAGGAGAAGUUCUCGCUGUUCGUUGGGAACAACGACGAUCGGGAAGCGAACGGGGAACACAAGCAUUACAGGAAGGAACAAACACAGGAGGAACUAGAGCGGAUGCGAGAAGCGCGCAUCAUGGAACAAACGAACAACCCCAAUUAUCUCAAGCCGGCCAAAAAGAGGGACACAGGAAGCGACUACCAGAAUGCGGUGGAGAACUACGACGACAUCCCGAUUGCGGAGAUCGCACUCGAAGUGCCUCUUCAGAUACAUUCCACAACUAAACGAUCUGACAAGUAUCUACUGGAGCAGCAAAAGACGGGCAAAUCCAGUGGACGUAGCAAGAAAGCGAGUGGUAAGAAAUCCAAGCGGCAUAAGAAGGGAAGCAAGCAACACUACUCGGAGAGUGACUCCGACAGUGAUGAUCCUAAACCACUACAUGUAGUGAACACAGUAGUAGAGCUGCCGGAAGGUGCAAUUAUGUCCGACACGGAAGACAAGGCGACCGAGGAUCCCGAUGAUCCGCAUCGGGCGUUGGACAUAGAUCUGGAAGUACCGGUUGAUGGCGAACGUGAGUCACGUGGUUCCCGCAAAGCUGCCCCAACCAGCACCAACAAUGGCAAUCCCAAUUUGCUCAUAUCCCGAUCUUCGGAGGUGACCACCUCCAAAUCGAAACGCAAUCUCACUCCGUCAAGUGUGGAGCCGGAAGAGGGCAAAUCAACGUCCUCGCACCGCCACCACCACAAAAAGGACAAAAAGAAGAACAAGGACAAGAAUGGUCAUCGGGAGCGGAGGCAGCACCCCAAGGACGAAGAUCGGGAAGGUGAACACAUCAAGCAGCGGGUAUGUAAAACUUCCUCACAUUCUUCCAGUGGGUCGCGAACCGUCGUCGAAAGCCGCCCGGUGAAUCUCCUGGAACCGGAUGCGGAAGGCGAACCGGAAUCGAAAAAGAAAUCCCACAAAAAGAAGCACCACUCGCAUUCGAGCACCGCCGCAAACGGUGAUCAGUCGCAAGAACAGGACGCGAAAAAGGCUCAUAAAAAGUCCAAGAAAUCGAAGAAAGAGUCAAAAGGUGGAAUGAGUGGCUAUGAGGAAGCCCUUGGUAUUUCCACUCCAAGCAAAGAGGUCAUUUAAUAGAUACUGAGUACGGUCUUGGUGCGCUACCGUGUCGUGUAACGUGUAAACGUUAACUUUCCUAUUGCAAACGCCCUUUUUGUUCGUUCGUCUUUGCCCUUAUCGCCUCCUAGUUAUCUCUACGCAUACACCCCCACAUAGGUAGGAAACCCUCUCGAAAGUACUCAACCCUCGGUUUUAAGCCUAAUAGAAUAUAUGUGAACACGCAAUAGUUUAAAAAAAAUCGUGUGUAACGGACGAACAGCCGUUAUUACCAGCAACGAUACCUAGUGGCGGCUUGCAUAUAUCGCUCUCAAUCGCAUGUAAGAAGUUGCAUGCAAUUGAUUGUGAUUUCGCGAGUAAUAGUUUACGAGAGAGCCAACAGACUUCAAACCGUAAUCUUACCCAGAUGAAGCAACAGAACAAUGUCGAAUUUUAUCACCCAACCAACUUAGACAGUGAAAUUUAAUAAAAAAUCGAUACGCGAACCCAGUCUAGAAAUGUGUAACUAGCAAAGUAAAAUAACAAAAGUUUUAGGAAAGUUUUUGAAGCGGAAAUGAUCGGUGCGCAUUAGUGCUUUGUGCUGUUUUAGAAAGAUAGAACAAAACUAUUUGAUUAAUGAAAACAACGGUAUAAUAUUGUGUAUAAUUGAAGCAUCGUAGAACACAUAAAAGUCGAUCAGAGGAGAAAAUCGAGCAAAUUUUACGCCCUGCAAUGCAUAUGCUAAACGCCUAACAGUUACUGUUAGGUGAACAGUCUAGCAAUCUUUCAUAACCGUAGCGGAAGUAGUAACUAUCAAAGCCAGCAUGAAUCGGUCAAAUAUGGAGCAGGAGAGGGCAGAAACAGAGUAUCAUAGAUUUAGAAUUCUAGAGCAAAGACGACACACACACGAGUGUCGUCGGAUAGGAAACAGAAUCUACAAUUGGACACGAUUGUGAGAAGGAAAGAUAAAGGAAAUGGCAUCCACUACAACACUAUAGGUGAUGAUUGUUAAUUAAUCAGUAAUUACAUUGCAUAUGAUCAUUAUAUACUAUUAUUAUUAUUACGAUUAUUACUAUUAUGAAGCAGGAAAGCCGUAAAUAUAUAAUUUAUCUAACAA